AUGGACGGCAACAAAGACGAGGCUCUUAGAUGCAUCUCCAUCGCAGAAGAGGCAAUCGCCGCAGGAAACAAGCUACGCGCCUUGAGAUUCAUCAGAUUCGCGCAGCGGCUCAAUCGCGACUCCUCCGUCGACGAUCUCCUCGCCGCUUGCGAGAAACUAGCAUCCGCCGACGAAUCAAAGAGUCGUGGUAGCGGCAGUAGCAAUAACCCUAGUAGGGCAGGUAAUUGGAACGAGGAAGGUUCGGUUGGUGGGGAUCGGAGCUACAGCGAUGAGAAUCUGCAAUUGAUUAGGCAGAUCAACAGGACGAAAGACUACUACGCGAUUCUCAGCGUGGGGAAGUCCUGUUCUGCUGACGAGAUUAGGAAGUCAUACAGAAAAUUGUCUCUGAGGGUUCAUCCAGACAAGAACAAAGCGCCGGGGGCCGAAGAAGCGUUCAAGAAAGUCUGUGCAGCGUUCAAGUGCUUGAGCGAUGGAGAAUCUCGGAGGCAGUACGAUCAUGUGGGUUUGGUACGAGGGUUCGGUUGCAGCAGCAGCCAGCAACGGCAGAACGCGAGGCCACGAAGGGCUACGAGGAGGAAUGAAGGUUAUGGAGGUUACAAUGGCUAUUACGAUGAUGACGAGAUGUUUGGUCAGUAUUUCAAUAGGAAUGAAGGGUAUAGAGCUUAUAAUCCCUACAUGAGCAGAAGAGAAAGGGCAACUGAACAUAAUGCCGAGUUUGAGGAUCAUGAAAAGGGGACAAGCUGUUGGUUUAUUCUGCUGCAGAUUCUGCCAUUUUUGGUGAUCUUCUUGUUAGCUUAUGUGCCAUUUACAGAGCGGGUUUACUCGUUGCGGCCAACUGACUCGUAUCGGGUUUUGAGGAAGACUGAGAAGCACGGGGUUGAGUUCUAUGUUAGAUCUCCGGGGUUCGAUCAGAGCUUCCCUGUUGGGAGCACUGAUAGGAGUAAUGUUGAGGGUAGUGUGGUCAAGGAAUAUAAGCUCUUGCUUUGGCGGUAUUGUCAUAUGGAGAUGCAGAGGCGGCAUUGGAAUAAGGUUUUGCCUACUCCUAAUUGCAAUAAGCUGCACAAUCUUGGAUUAGCAUGA
Messenger RNA from Linum tenue, 1080 nucleotides. Lineage: Eukaryota; Viridiplantae; Streptophyta; Magnoliopsida; Malpighiales; Linaceae. The record is from the annotation of a GenBank genome assembly.